AUGCAAUGCGCUGCACCCAAUAAGAAAUGCGAGCCUUGUCACUCCCUGGAUACCUCGGCCCUCUUGUCCCGGGAACAGGUGGACCAGGAGUUGCAAUCCAAGCCGUCUCUGGCAUUGUGGAAACACGAAACGAUGGAACCAAAUGAUGUUCCCUUUUUGUGCCACCGAUUCACCGCCAAGAAUUUCAAAGCCGCCAUGGAUGCAUUGAAUGACAUGGGGGCCAUUGCAGAACGGGAACAGCACCAUCCUGAUUUCCAUUUGACCAACUAUAGAGAUGUUCAGAUUGACAUAUAUACUCACAAGGUGAAAGGAAUCACAAAAAAUGAUAUUGCAUUGGCAGAAAUGAUCAGCCAGGAAGUCAAAAUCGAAUACUCUCCCAAGUGGUUAAAAAGCAACCCGGAUGCAGUGGCUUCCAGUAAGCAGCAAUGA
Messenger RNA from Seminavis robusta, 429 nucleotides. The record is from the annotation of a GenBank genome assembly. NCBI's taxonomy places the organism in Eukaryota, Bacillariophyta, Bacillariophyceae, Naviculales, Naviculaceae.